Messenger RNA from Paramecium sonneborni, 1652 nucleotides. The record is from the annotation of a GenBank genome assembly. NCBI's taxonomy places the organism in Eukaryota, Ciliophora, Oligohymenophorea, Peniculida, Parameciidae.
CUUUAAUAUAUCCAUCUAUGAGUUAAUUAAAUAGAACAGUCAAAUAGAUUGGCUAAUAUUAGUAUAAUGAAAGGCAUUGUCUUGGAGAAGGAGCCUAUGGAAAAGUGUAUUAAGGAAUGGAUAUUAAGACUAAUGAAGUUGUUGCUAUUAAGAAAAUGGAUUUGGCAUUAUUUGAAAGAGAUACUUAUUUAAGGAAUUAAAUAGUUAGUGAAAUUGAAAUACUUAAGAAAUUUAAUCAUCCUAAUAUUGUGAAAUUCAUUGAUAUUAUAACAACUCAAAGGUCUUUGUACAUCAUUACAGAACUUUGUAAAGAUGGUGAUUUAAAAGAGUUUAUUUAAAAGAAAAGAAUAUCAGAAUAAGAAGUAUCUCAAUUUUUAUCCUAUAUUAUUUCAAUAGACUCAAGGAAUUAUGUUAUAAAUUGUCAAUGGUUUCAAAGAAUUAGUUAAAUAAGGAGUAAUUCACAGGGACUUAAAGCCUGCCAACAUACUCAAUCACGAAGGAAUUGUUAAAAUAGCAGGUAUUCUAUUGAUUUUAAUAUAUUCUUUAGAUUUUGGGUUUGCUAAAUAUGUUGAUAAUUAUACAUCUUAAUUACUUAGAUCUUGUGUUGGAUCACCUUUAUAUAUGGCUCCUUAAAUUUUAUAGAGGAAAACCUACUCUACAAAAUGUGAUAUCUGGUCUAUAGGGGUCAUCUUUUAUGAGAUGGUAUUCCAUGAUGUUCCUUGGAAAGGUAGAGAUGAAUAAGAUUUAUUAAAAAACAUUUUAAUGAAACCUUUAGUCUUUAAACAUAAUGGUAUUACUGAUUUUACGAGAGAAUUUCUAACAAAAGCCUUAAUUGUAGAAGAAACUGAAAGAAUUUAAUGGGAUCAAGUCUUUCAGAUGUUUGAAAGUAUGGAAAAAGGAUUAGUAUCUAAUAAUCCAACCUUAUAAAAACUAUAUAAUGAUUAAAAUAUAAGUUGGAUGCAAAAAUAAUCAUAAAAAAUGACUGGAGAUUAAUUAUGUAAAUAAUUAGUCUUUUUAUAAUAAAUGAAAUAAGAUAUUGCUUUUCGUCAUUUUGUCAAUUUAGAAUUAUAUCAAAAAUUAGAUCAAUUAAAAAGAAUCUUUAGAGCAGAUUAAUCUAUUGAAGAAUGUAUUCUCCAAUUAUCAAGACUUGUAUUGGCUUAUAGCAAUCUUUUGGUUUAAUUAAUUGAAGAAACAUGUGAUUCUGGAGAAGAUUUAUUGAUUAAAGGAACUAAAUGGAAUAUAUUAAAUUAUAUUAAAAAUGAAUUAGAAUAUUAUAAGAUAUUUUUUGCAAAUUGCAAAGAUGCAUUUUUUAAAGAUUCUACUUAAUAUGAUGCUGAAUUGACUGAUAAUGAAAGAAAUAAAUUAGAAGAUAAUUUAACUAAUAAAAUUAUUAAAAUUAUUGGAGAUAACUUUGACGAAUUAAAAAGAAAGGCUGUUGAAGAAAAUUAGUAUUAUAUUUUAUAAAAGUAAUAGGUUAAAUUCGCUUAUUGCAAUAGAAUUGUUAUUAGAUUAAUAAAUUAUUCAUAAAAAUAUUGUUAAAAUUACAGAAAUCGAAUUUUAGUAAACUUUGGCAGAAAAAUAACAAAAGGAUGAUUGGAAAAAGAUUUUGGAUAGAAUAACAAUCAAAUGGAGAUAAUUAUAGAAAUUGUGAC